Metopolophium dirhodum (rose-grain aphid) is the source of this 1527-nucleotide messenger RNA. RefSeq lists its product as uncharacterized. Gene Ontology annotation, molecular function: transcription coactivator binding. Gene Ontology annotation, biological process: negative regulation of DNA-templated transcription. Bases 625 to 1323 code for a protein of 232 amino acids. The transcript has 4 exons. Lineage: Eukaryota; Metazoa; Arthropoda; Insecta; Hemiptera; Aphididae. The record is from RefSeq and is a predicted model, not a curated record.
CAUUCCUGACAUUCCGAUCCGCACUGUCGAAACCGCAGCACGCAUACACUCUCACACUCGCGCGCUCUCUCGAUCACACACGCACACGCGCACGCACACAUUGACAUGAGCGGAUAUUAUACACGCAGCGUAGAGCGCGAGCGCGCGCGCGCGCGCACGUAUAUGCCGCAGUGACGUUCCCCGGCCCCGCGGGACACCACAACCGAAUCCGUUUGAGAACAGGUAAGUCCUCCGGUCGGGAUCUCGUACUCGCCGCGGCCGUCCGACACGUACCGUACGUAAAACCGACCUAUUAUUCAUCACGACAACUGCAAUACUUACUUGCACUUUGUCGUUCGGUAUAUUAUGUGAAUAUUGUUUUCACAAUAAUAAUAUUACAAUAUUGUUACAAAUUAUUACUACGACCGCCGCCGCAGCUGCUGCCGUAGUAUUCUGUCGCCGGUCCCGUUUCUUCUCCGCAAGUGUCGCACUACUACAACAACUACUGUCUGCGAUCGUCUAGUACCGUCGUACGAUAUACUACUGCCUACCUAGUACGAUCGACGUAAUAUUGUUUAAACCAUAAGCUCGGCCGCGGUGCAGCGGACGACGAAGACGACGACGACGACGACCGAGACGCGCGGUAUGGAGAGCGAAUCGCCGUUGGAAGUGCUGUCCAGAGCGGCCACGAUGCUGCACAGGGAGGAGACGGCGGCCGCGGCUGCUGCGGCCGUGGUGGAGACGUCUUUCGCCACCAAUCAUUCGAGGUCGCUGUCGCUGAGAUGUUCGGCGAUGGAGGGAACCGUCGGCACCGUCGGCAAAUGGAAGAGGGAGAGAAGACACAGGGCCGUCUGCACGUCACCCGUAUCGCCAACUCCGCCGCCUUUCAGAAACUCUCAAGAGCCGCUGGACAUGACGACGACGGCUGGUUCCAGGGCGCUGCCCAAAGAACGGGCUUCGGUGAUCAUGGCGUCGCCGGCCACCGGACACAGGGCGCUUUCGUCGUCGGGGGCCGCGGCGACAGGCGGCAUCAGCGACACAGGCAUCGACGAACAUUUCAGACGGUCGUUGGGAAAAGACUACAUGAACGUGUUCGCGCCGGCCGCCGCGCAACGACAACAGCAACAGGUCGCCGUCACGGCCGCCGCCGCACCAUCGACCGACGGUGAUGACGACGACGACGACGAUGACGACGCGGGAUUAUCAGCGGUCGACGAUCAUUUCGCCAAAGCUCUGGGCGACACCUGGGUAAAGCUGCAAAAAGAAGAAUACCAGAAAAAGAGAAAAGAGACGGCCGCCGCCGCUGCUGACGGCAGGCAAAAAGUGAACGUAUACGCGGCGUGAGGGAGAAAACCGACCGGAAAAACGGAACAAAAAAUGAGAUAAUUUUAGGGGAUUUGUGUUAUAUUUAUAUUGUAAGUGCAGCAGGAACGGCCGGAUGUGAGCCCGGCUUCGGGACGGUGGGCUAAACUGCGUAGACUAUUAUUUUAUGUAUAUGAUUAUUCUUUGUACACUUUAAACUUUGUAAAUAAAAAAAACAAACAAGUA